Molecule: messenger RNA, 1575 nt
Organism: Maudiozyma barnettii
Lineage: Eukaryota; Fungi; Ascomycota; Saccharomycetes; Saccharomycetales; Saccharomycetaceae
Gene: NUP57
Product: FG-nucleoporin NUP57
Exons: 1
Coding region: 1-1575 (524 amino acids)
Biological process (GO): NLS-bearing protein import into nucleus; protein localization to nuclear inner membrane; nuclear pore organization
Cellular component (GO): nuclear pore central transport channel; nuclear pore
Molecular function (GO): structural constituent of nuclear pore
Source: RefSeq, a predicted model, not a curated record
AUGUUUCAAUUCGGUGCAUCUAAUAACAAUGCACAAUCAGGUGGAUCUCUUGGAGGCACUACCACAUUCGGAAGUCAGCCAGCUACCGGAGGUCUAUUUGGUAACAAUGCUGCUAAACCUGCAUUUGGGGUAUCUAACUCCACAGGUAUGAAUACAGCGCCUACUGGCAGUUUAUUUGGUAAUAACAGCAACAACUACGGAUCAACAAAUCAAGCAUCAACUCCCUUGGGAGGUUUAUUUGGUAACAACACUCAAACUAACACUUUAGGUGGUGGAUUAUUUGGGAACAAUAAUAAUAAUAACAAUAAUGCAUCGGCUCCAAGUACUGGAUUAUUUGGUAAUACUAAUAACACUCAAGCAGCGGGAACAAAUACAUUGGGUAGUACAGGAGGGUUAUUCGGUGCCAAGACUCAAUUGGGUUCUGCUAACACAAAUGCACCUGGUGGUUUAUUUGGAAAUAAUAGCAAUACGCAACAAAAUACUAAUACUUUAGGAGGAGGUCUCUUUGGCAAUAGACCUCAGACCAUGAACACUGGAACUACAGGAGGAUUAUUUGGUAACGUCCAACCUCAACAACAGCAACAGCAACAAACUGGAUUUGGGAUCAACUCCACUCAACCAUCGUUUGCAUGGUCACAACAGACACAAACUCAGCAGCCUCAACAAAAUCAAUCACAACUUCAAUCCAAUCCAAUGCUAGGAUCUUUAAAUUUACAAACGCCAUCGUCAUUAACUUUACAGCAACAGCAAUCUGCUAAUUAUCCACAACAGAUACAAGAACAAAUAAUUAAAUGUAAGGAGUCGUGGGAUCCAUCAAGUUCCAAAUCUAAAUUGAGAACUUUUGUAUACAAUAAAGUUAAUGAGCAAGAGGCAUUAUUAUAUAGUAAGCCUGUUAAUAUAUUACAGGAUGAAUGGGAUCAAGCUGUUCGGAAUAAACCAAACAAUAACGUUAUCCCUGUCGAAUUAUUGGGCUUUGAAGCUCUAAACCAAAGAAAUCUACUUCAAAUAGAAAAUGUUGCACAAAUUAGAAUCAUACUAAAACAAUUGUUGGAGAAAAAUACUCAAUUACAACAACGCCAUGAAAUAGAAAUUGCAUCCAGAAUAUUAAAAGUUACUAGCAAAAAUGUCGAAAUUGAAAGCAGAUUAUUGAAACUAGGAUCGCAGUUAGCUUUAUUGAAAAAUAGAGGAUUGCCAUUGAAUGUUACAGAGGAGAAAAUGUGGACUCAAUUCAAGGCGUUAUUGAAACGUAGCCAGGAUCCAUCUGGUUUAGGUAAGACUAAUGAAUUAUGGGCCAGAUUGGCCGUAUUGAAAGAACGUACUAGAAAUAUAUCGGAUCAGUUAGAUAAUACAUUGGUAACGAUAAAUCAAAAUGGUGGUGGAUCCACCUCAACGAAUAAUUCGGCAAAGCCCGGAUCGACGUCGUUGAAUAGACAAAUAAGUGAGGAUCCAGCUAAUGAUAUUAACGUUGAUAAGAUUGCCCAUAUUUUGGCGAAUCAACAAAAGGGUAUAACGUACUUGCAAGAGGUACUUGAUAAGGAUCAAGCUGUUGUAGAAGGGCUUGAAAAGGGAAAAUAA